This is a messenger RNA of Melitaea cinxia (Glanville fritillary), 2146 nucleotides long. RefSeq names its product protein O-mannosyl-transferase TMTC4-like. Gene Ontology annotation, biological process: endoplasmic reticulum unfolded protein response; protein O-linked glycosylation via mannose. Gene Ontology annotation, cellular component: endoplasmic reticulum. Bases 1 to 2124 code for a protein of 707 amino acids. Lineage: Eukaryota; Metazoa; Arthropoda; Insecta; Lepidoptera; Nymphalidae. Gene Ontology annotation, molecular function: protein binding; mannosyltransferase activity. The record is from RefSeq and is a predicted model, not a curated record. The transcript has 11 exons.
AUGUUUACGAGAUUACUAUGUCUUGUUAUCACGUCGAGUCUACCAUUUAUAUUCACAUUAACCGGUGAUUUUGUUUUUGACGAUUCUGAAGCAAUCGUUAAAAACAAAGAUGUUGUCUCAGACUCCUGGUUAAAUCCCUUUGGUAAUGACUUUUGGGGAACCAAUAUCAAAAGCAAUUUAAGUCAUAAAUCCUAUCGGCCUUUGACAAUAAUCUCUUUUAGAUUAAAUUAUUUUUUAAAUGGCACACUAUCUCCUUUUUAUUUUAAAGUCACAAAUCUCGUUUGUCAUAUAAUAUGUUGUAUACUUGUAUGGAUAACAUAUGACUGUAUUUGGAAAAGGAUGAAGAUGAAAAAUAACAUCUUGAAUGUACCAUUUCUAGCAGCAAUUAUGUUCAGUGUACAUCCAAUUCAUGUGGAGGCAGUAAGUGGUGCCGUUGGUAGAGCAGACAUUUUAGCUGCCAUAACAUUCCUUUUGUCAUUCCUACUAUAUGAUAAAGCAUUUAAUAUUAAAAGUAUGACAAAUAUUUAUUUACUUCUCAGUAUUAUAAUAGCAGGAGUUUCAAUGCUGUUUAAGGAAAAUGGAAUAACAGUGUUGGGUUUCUGCUGCAUCUAUGACUUAGUUACCCAUACGAGAGUGAAAACAAUGGGAAAAUUAAAAACAAAAGACAUUUUACGUAAUUUUUCAAAUAGAAAAAUUGGCAUUAAAUGUGUUUAUAGAAUAGCUUGUACAAUGUUCUCUGCAAUGCUGUUAUUGUAUGCGCGAUGGAGUGUAAUGGGAGGUACAAGACCUGAAUUUAAUGCAACUGAUAAUCCAACAGCUUUCAGUGACAAUAUAUUUACUAAGUUAGCAACAUAUAAUUAUAUUUAUUUCCUUAACAUACUUCUAUUAACAUGGCCUCAAUGGCUGUGCUAUGAUUGGUCAAUGGGAUGUAUACCUCUUCUAAAAAAUUUCACGGAUCAUAGAGUUUUUUUGGUGUUAUUGUUAUACACUUAUGCAAUAUUAUAUAUUGCGUCUAUUGUAAGAGUAAAAAGCACAAAUUCAAUUAUGAGAAUUAAAUUAUUAGCAAUAUCUUUGUUGAUAAUUCCUUUUUUACCAGCUGCUAAUAUUGUGUAUCCAGUUGGCUUUGUUAUUGCUGAAAGAAUUCUUUACAUUCCAUCCAUUGGUUAUUGUUUUCUUAUUUCUAUUGGAUUAUAUAAAAUAUCAAAACUAAAUUACAAAUACUAUAAGGUUUUAUCAGUACUAUAUGUCUGUAGUAUAUGUUUCUUUGCUUUAAGAAGUUGGCAAAGAUCAUAUGACUGGCAAAAUGAAUAUCAACUUUUCACAAAUGCUUUGUCUAUUUGUCCUUUAAAUGCAAAAGUUCAUUACAAUGUUGCGAAAGUUGCUGAUGCCAAAGAUAACAUAGACUGGGCUUUACAAGAAUAUGAAGAAGCUAUCAGAUUAUACCCAGAAUAUAUUCAAGCCAUGAAUAAUUUAGCAAAUUUAUUAAAAAAUCAAAAAAAGUAUUCAGAUGCAGAAUAUCAUUUAAGAAAUGCUCUCCAUCACAAACAGGAUUUUCCAGCUGCAUGGAUGAAUUUAGGAAUCAUAUUAGCUCAUACAGGUCGUUAUAUUGAAUCUAAAUAUGCUUACAAGACUGCACUUCGAUAUAGAAAGCAUUAUCCAGAUUGUUACUAUAAUUUAGGAAAUUUGUACUUACAACUAAAUAAAACUGAAACUGCUUUAGAAAAUUGGUUCCAUGCGAUCAAUUUAAACCCCAAACAUGUCUCUGCUUGGACUAACUUACUGGCAUAUUUGGAUAAUACAGGACAAAUAGAGAAGGCUUUACAAAUAAUACCAAAAGCACUCGAGGAAUUACCCGAUAUACCAGUUAUUAACUUUGCAAUUGCGAAUAUUUAUGGAAAGAUUGAUAAAUAUGAUGAAGCUGAAGAAUAUUUUCUUAAAGCUAUUAAACUAUUUAAAAAUCGCGUUCAAGCUAUACAUUACGCAAACCUUGGAGUUUUAUAUCAUCGAUGGAAAAAAUAUGACUCAGCAAUACAAAUGUAUAAAAUGGCUUUAAAAAUUGAUUCCAAAUUUUCCAGCGCUCUUAAAAAUCUCCGUAAUUUAAAAAGAAUAAAAAAUAAAGAGUAAAAAAAAUUGUUCUAUCUUUAAA